ACGUCAUACUGGCAAAUAUCACUUCGAUCCGUUUCGAAAUCUUCGAAAGUUGUCUUGUCCACUUUGAAAAGCGAAAUUUGUCAAGAUGAGCGCUAAGUUACAGCACUAUAAAGACGAAAUCAAUAAAUUUCUAAAUCAAGACAAUGCCUUUUGCAACGGCUUGGCGAAAAUCGAAGAGAAAACCAAAGUUAACCGUCUCCACAUCUUCCUUGGUGCCAUAGGCUUAUUCUCGUUGUAUUUGAUCUUCGGCUACGGUGCUGCUUUAAUUGUGAAUGCUCUGGGCGCUAUGUACCCGGCAUAUGCCUCAGUUAAAGCUGUCGAAAGCAUUGACAAAGAUGAUGACACACAGUGGCUUAUUUAUUGGAUUGUCUAUGCUGCAUUCACUGUUGUUGAAUAUUUCUCUGAUUUUCUUUUCUCGUGGUUCCCAUUCUAUUUCCUUGCCAAGUUGAUUUUCCUCUGCUGGUGCAUGGCUCCAAUCUCUAGCAACGGAAGCACUUUCAUCUAUCACCGAUUCAUCAAACCUUUCGUUGUGAAACAUCAAUCCGAGAUUGACGAGGCCUUGAACGAAGCAAGAUCAGCCGCAAGCUCUGCCGCAAACACUGCUAUGGAUCAAGCCAAGAAUGAAGCCAUGAAGCAAUACCUCCAACAGCAAGAACAGAAUGAUGAGGAAGAAGAUAAAAAAGACAUGUAGAAGAGUUCACACAAACAAGCAACACACAGAUUCACAUGAAUUGCUCUUCCAAAUUAAUGGGGCCAAACACAUGAUUUGAAGGCAGACAAACAGAUUUUGUAUUUUUCUUUGAACAUUUUAGCCUAGAUUGAGGAAACGUUUUGAUGAUAACACAUCACAUGCAUAUGCAUUUUGGGAUCAAUCUAGUCGAACUUUGAGGAACUGUUUUGGUGUGUCUAGCAUCUUGAAUAAUUUAAUACUGGAUGGUAGCUUUUUAUUAAAACAGAGUGUUUGUGACUUUA
This is a messenger RNA of Dendronephthya gigantea, 972 nucleotides long. RefSeq names its product receptor expression-enhancing protein 5-like. The transcript has 5 exons. NCBI's taxonomy places the organism in Eukaryota, Metazoa, Cnidaria, Anthozoa, Malacalcyonacea, Nephtheidae. Bases 86 to 691 code for a protein of 201 amino acids. The record is from RefSeq and is a predicted model, not a curated record.